UUUAUUUGUUUUGAAAAUGAAGGUAGUGAUUAACCUAAAAACAUUUUUGUUCCCACUAGACGUUAGUGCUAUGUGAGGUCAGUGAACGUUUGAAAUUUGCAUAGUCUUUACGGCAAGGAGUGUGAAUAGGGAAAUAUAUUUUCAGCUCACUCGUUAAAUAUGUAGGAAACUCACUAACCUUUCCAGUGAAAAUAAUUGAAAUUAUAUAAAAAAAAAAUGGAACCAUUUGCAGGUUCAAAAGAACAGUUUGACAGGUGGCUUGAUUCCGUCGUCGCGACCUUCUUGGAGCUGUCGCCACGCCAGCAAGAGUCGACGCUGGUGAGCCUGAUCGGCGAGAGCAGCCCCGAGCUGAAGCACGCGCUGGCGGGCCAGGUCGCCGAGAUCCUGCAGCGGGACAUCCUCAGCUCGCUGCCCCGGGAGCUGGUGGCGAAGGUGUGCUCGUACGUGGACGGCGAGUCCCUGCGGGCAGCCUGCGGCGUCAGCAGGAACUGGGACAGGAUCCUGUCGUCCCUGGAGGAGGUCUGGCGUGCCAAGUGCUGUCAGGACGGGUUCCGAAAGAUGCCGGGGGGCUGUUGGAGAGAGCGCUACGUGCACGGACAGAGGUUCCUGCGAGGAGUGCGCUCCGGCGAGGCGUUCUCCUGCAAGUCGCUUCGAGUGAACAUGUUUGGCGGCGACGGCAUUUCCGAGCUGUUCGUCAGCGAUGGAUACUUGUUUGCAAGCGCGGGGAAGCAGGUGUCGGCGUGGCGCGUGGGCGCCCGCGCUGACGGAGUCCCGGCGCUGUACUUCACCGCCCGCCACCGCGUCAGCGCCAUGUGCGAGCGCGGGCCACGAAGCCUGGCGCUCGGCCACACCUCGGGCCACCUGUCCUCGUGGGCGUGGGGGGGGCCCGGGGACGGCGGCGCCGCGGAGGAGGCCUCGCGCGUUGCCGCGCACGUGGGCCCCGUGGCGUGCCUGGCCGCCGCGGUGGGACCGGGACUGCUGGCCAGCGGCGGGGCGGACCGCUGCGUCAAGCUGUGGUGCCUGCGCACCGAGCAGCUGCUGCUGAGGCUCGCCGGCUUCCCGUCCAUCGUCACGAGGGUGAUGUUAAUGCCAACUUUGUACGCGGAUGAAUCGGGCAGUAGGAGAUUUGUGCUGCUGGCGAAGGCGAGGAACGUCAUAAAACUGUACCGGUGGUCGCCGAAGCCGAGCGAUGUGCACAGCUCGUGUGACCACGGCGUCUCGGGCGACGAGAUGUCGGCCGGCGCGGCGACAGUGGCGACGGAGGACCACUGCAGGAGCCGCUGCCCCGACCAGUUCCGCCUGGCCGGAGGGACGACGCUGGUCCACGCCAGGACCCGGCCCCGCAGCGAGGCGGCGUUGUACGACGUGGGCGGCCGGCGGGAGGUGGGGGCAGUCCCGCUGACGGGCAGUUUCCCGUUUGUCCUCGCCGCGGGCGAGAAGUUCGCGCUGCUGAUGCAGGAGGCCGCGCCGCCCGGCUACGGCUUUGCCCUGCUCAACCUCCACACGAGGUCCGAGGUGGCCAAGUGGACGCUGCCUGCCUCCAAGUUCCUCCCCGGUUCCUGUGGCCCGGGUGCAGCGACCAUCCCUCGAUGCUUCUCCGCAAGACUGCCGCUAGGGUGUGACCGCCGUGCCAUCCUCGGAGCUGCGGUUCCCGACGGCCCGUGGCUCGACGACCUGGGCCACCAUUCUCCCGGCCAGCUGGUGCUCGCGUUCGCGGACGCCCCCGACCGGAUAAACAUGGUGUUCUGGAGCUGAGCAUGAGAACAGUGGCGUGGGUUUUUAAAAAUCCAUUAUGCUUGCCGUAACAUCAUUCUUCCCAGAACUUGCGAGAAAGUUCAUCAGUGCUGAUUGUAGCCUGAUUUUCAAGUUUAAGGUAUGACUUCAGCUCAUCUCUUUAUCUUUUAAUGUUGCCAAACCUUACGAAUGAUUGCUACUGUUAAGCAAGGCUAGUGCUGAAUCUACUCAAUUUUAAAGAUGCACAUUUUUGUGUCUUUUUGCUCUCAGUAAAUGGGGGUACGACAUGCUAUCGGUGGCAUUCUUCAUUAGAAGAAUUUUCUCUAUUCAACGGCACACUUUUAGUAUGACUUUCAAGUGCUGAAUGUAAGGUGUGGUGUAUAAUAUAUUUACAAACUCAUCAAUAUCGCUGGGAAAAGAACAGAUAAGCAGGUUUUUUUAGUGAAUCAGUUAUCCAAGAUGUUGCACCCAAAAAAAGUAGUGUCUAGUCAGCAAUUGCAUUAAAAUAAUAUACCGGUCAUCACAAACACAGCAUGUUGUUAGUAAGGCUAUACUAUUUAUUUCAGAAAGCUACUGGAACCUUAAGGCUUGGUUUCAUGCACCAUUUUGUUCAUUUUCUUUUUAUGUCUAACAUCUUAGCUCUCGGUAUACGGCAUUUGUGAGGAGUCAUUUUGUGAAUGCGAUGGAAGUCACAUGUGUAACCACGGUGCUCAUCUGUGGUAAAUUGCGCGAACCAGUUUUGACAAAACCAAAAGGAAACUUUAUGAUAUUAACUGUUUAUAAUUUAUUUUAACAAGAUGGGCAAUAAUUUAAUAAAAUUACUUGUCAAAAUUCAAGAAGUGGAGUUUAGAAUUUUUUUAAGUCAUUUUCGCUUUUAUCAGAGCCAUUUCAUUAUAUAGUUUGGCCCUUCAAUCUGCAAAUGGAAUGAUUUGAUAGUUGACGUAGCUGCUCCGGCAGCGAAUUCUAGUUGGGGGUGUGGACACUAUGUGUGAUUCACAUCCAGAAAUUUAGUUGGAAAAUACAAUUUGGGUACAUUUAUCACCCUCAAUAUUAAUGUAAAGAAUUCUAUGUUAAAUUUUGUGUUAGUCUUGUUAGUUAUAACGUGUAUUUGCAACAUGAGAACACAUAAUUUUGCUCAUUACCAAGGUUAGAUAUUAGUGAUGGGUUGGGCCAGGUUUCUUGGUUCUCUGUUCCCAGUUCCGCUGGUUCUCAGCAAAUUAACCGGCACAGAGAACCAUAAAUAUAAUGUCAGGACCGGUACUGGUACCAUGGAAAGCAUAACAGCUAAGCCUUUCCCUGUGAAAACAGAACAGUCUCACGGUAAAACGCUGCAGUAUAUUGCCAGCUACCAACACGCACAUGUAAUUUUGCUUCACUUUAAACACCAUGUGACAAGAGAAUGGUUGGUAAAUCUUUUAAAAAUCGCAGGCGACACUGGCAAAGAGCAGUCUCCCGUUACCUUCCUUCACCGCCUUGCACUCACCGCUAGCCCGCCCAGAUGGAAAGAUAACGCUGGCAGUAAGUGUCAGACGUUAACAGGGUUCUUUAUGUCGAAAUCCCUAACCUUUUUUGUUCCUCUUUUCACUAGCAGGCGGGGAUGAUCAUCGUUUCAACUAAACAUAGACCUAUAGAAAAAUAACACAGGCUCAAUAUACUUUUAAAAAUUAUAAAAAAAAUUAAACCGCCACGAUUAAAAGUUGUCUAAUACUAAUUAACUGUAGGUAUUACCGACAAUUUUUGCAGCUUUACAUCACGUACAUAUAACUAGAGACCCAGAAGUGUAUUAAUAGAAACUGCUCAUAAUCUGCUGGGCCGCUGUGAGUUUAAUGAACUAUUUAGUAUAAAAAUUAUGCUCAAAAAAUUAACAACUCUUUUUUUAGUAAAUGUUGGUUGAAUUGAAAUGUGCUUUAAACUCUCAAAAAAAUUAUCCUUGAGUUUUUAAGAACUUUAAAAAAUAAGUUUGCAUCAGAAUCAUUGGCUUUUUAUAUUUGAGUAAAUGAGUCAUACUGUAAUAUCCGCAUUUGUUGAUUUCCGUAGUUGAAGAUGUAAUUAUUGAAUGGUAUGGAAAUGGUGGAUAACUUAUACUUCCUCUCUAUCAUGACAUGUUUUACAUAUUUUUUUAAUUCCGUACACCUAACAUAAUCAAAAAUCAACUUAAAUAUCUGGUUUCAUUGGGCUUAAAAUAAUACAUCAUUACAAACGUGAAUUUUUGUAUCUUAUAUUCUUCUUCUAUGAUUCAUUAAGUUAAUAAACUCAAAAUACAUUUACAAAUUUUAUAAAAUAAUACCUACAAGUACAGUUUUUUUUUGUGCAUUAUUAAAAUUUGAUGUAACAUACAUACUUAUAAAGUCAUGUACAACCUAGAAGAGAUUUUUUUUUCUCUCAAUCUGUGCUGUAUAAUUACAACAUUUUUUUUUAAAUUAUUUUUAGUUUCAUCAUACAUAAGAUACAGUACAACCCGGUUAUAACAUUCCCGUUUUUAACAUUUUCCCGCCUAUAACACCAUUUUUUCAUGGUCCCGUCAUUUCUCCAUUUAUCACAAUGCUUUAAUUUCCCGCCUGUAACAAUAUUAAAAUUUCUACAUUCCCGCCUUUAACGUUCAAAUUUGCUUUGAUAACUGCCACAAUUUGCAGUAUCCCUUCCUUCAAAGUCAUAAUUUAGAGCGAAACCAUAGCUAGAAAAUACAGCACGCAUAUACAAACAUCAGAUGUUUACAUUUGAGUAUUUCACCAUAGACAUGGUACACACGCACUCCACAACUUGCACCGGAUCGACUAUCAAUAUGGCGUCCUGUUCGCUCUUAUUGGCCUAUGACUUGUUCCUUUAUACUAAUGAUGCGCAUUUUGUGCACUAAUACAUGGUCGGAAACAGUGCUACUAUAGUCUAUGGUGCUGGUUUUUGUUUCAAAGGUUUAACACCUUGAGAUGGUUAACUGUUCUAUGGAUAUAUUCACGGCUUUUGUUUGUGGUUAACCUUUACUAGACUUGCGCAUAAUAGUUCGCGACCGGGAGCGCUCCUUUUAGUUCGCAGCUCCUUGGCGAACUAGGUCGCUCUUUUAGUUCGUCCGCUCCCAUCUCGAAUUCAAAGAAGACAGGUCACAGAUAGUUCGUUCGCUUUGCUACCGCUACUGCAGGCGAUCUUCUUUGUAUGUUAUAAUAGUUAUUUUUUAUAAUGAUCAGUGUUGUGAACGCCUAGAUUAUUAUCCUUUUUUGGGUUAUUAUACAUCAAAUGAGUAAAUAAAACAAUAAUUUACAUAAUUGGGUGAAAUGGCGUAUAUAACAGUUCUGUUUUUAUUCUUCACUUAACAUACACUAUAAUCGAAACAUUUUAAUUUAUAAAAGGGUUUAUUUUAUAGCUAGUUUAAGAAAUAUUAUUUAUGAAAUGCGUUUAUUUUAGUGAAUAAAAUACCGUUUUAUAAAUAUACAAAUUAUAUUUUUUUUAAGAAAUAAUCAACAAAAAUGUGUUAUUAUGUACAGGCUACAAAAUUACGUAAAUUAUUAAGAAUAGAGACCCAUUACUCUUCUAAUUUGUUACCUUACAAUUAGAUAUAGAAAAAAAGCCGUAAUUAAUACCCGAAAGGGAAAAAGAGUGACGACUUUUGAUAAGAGCCAGAUCAUGUGCACAGAACUAAAAGAAGGAGAUCGGUAAAAGAACGAGCUAAUGAACUGAGGAGCGAGGGAUCUGGGAACUAGUUCGCGUAGUUCGUCUGUGGGAGCGCUCUUCCGAACUAGUUCGAUCGCGAACUACACAAGUCGGACAGCCUAAGGGCCCUGACACACGAGCGACCGAGUCGCGCGACUGAGACGCGCGACUCGGUCGCCGGGAAAUCGCUUGCCAUAAGAUAGCAUGGGCGUGGGUGAGAACCUGGCACACGGGCGACUGAGCGCGUCUCCAUCGCGCGUCUGUCGCCAGCAGACGCGAAUCCCCGCGACAGAUCGCGGCGACCAGUCGUGCGGGAGCCUUGCACACGGGCGACUUUUAGCCGCGCGUCCGAGCGACUGUCGGUCAGUAUCUGGUUGUAUGUGCUGGCGAGGAAGAUGGCGUUCGAUUGUGACCGUUUUAUAAUCGAAAUAGAAUCAAGGCCAGCUAUUUGGGAUUCCAGAUGUGAUGAGUAUGCUAACAAAUGCAAAAAGGGAAAGGCAUGGGAAGAGGUGUGCGAUAUGUUCGUUGAGAACUUCAAAGCCAUGGAUAGCGUCCAUAAAAAUAAAGCAGGUAAGUGUAAUUUAUAAAUAUAAGUGGUUAGUGGUGAUCUGAAUAUUUCGUGCAGCCCUGCAUUCACUUUAUUUGUUUCAAAUGUAUUAUAAACAUAAUUGUUCUACGUGAAGCCUAUUUACUAGACAGAGUAUUGCAAUAAUUUUAUAAAACUUAUAAAACUAAUAUAAUAUUUUUUUUCAUUAUUCCUUUAUAGAAACGUUACUACGUUUUUAAAUGAUUUACAAUCGUGAAGAUUACUGUUCAAAAUAUUUACAUUAUUGUCGAAACUGUUUGGAUGUGCCCGCUGCAUUUUCGUAUCGGGUGUUCUCUUCAAACGUCCGUUUAAGUAUUCAUAUUACCACGAACCACCUGAUAUUGGCAAUAAUUACAACACAUGUGAAAUAUUGUAUAGUUAAUAUAUCUCUUAACAACAAACAGGUGUGAAAUUUUAACAGUUCGUGUUAUUCUUCCCUCAUAAAAUACAAAACCACUGUGCGUGCAUGUGAGUCAUUGCCAAUGUAAAUAAAUUAGCUAUUAAUGGAAGGGUUUGUUUUCAAAUUACAUUGCAGUAUUUUGCUUCUACGCGGAAUUCAUUGUAACUUACGCUUAUGUCUAAUGUUUACGAUAAACAUAGAAAUACAAGUAAAAUACGAUAUAAUAUUGUUACGAACGUGGGAACGAUAGGGUUCGAAAGGAUAGCCCCUUUUUUUAAUUAAUUAUCACUAUUUUUAUUGGUGCUACUAUUUACAGUUUUAUUUACAAGUUAUCCUGGCUUGAUAUAGGCUCGAAAUAAAGAAAGUCUCUCUCAGUCCGUCACAGUCUUACCGCAGCCACAGAUCGCCGUAAAGUGUCCGCCGAUGUCACACAGGGCACUUGCUGGCUUCGCCGAUGUUAUACACUCUCUUCCCAGAAGUCGCCCGGUCUUCGCCGCCUCGUCGCACAGGUCUUCGCCUCUCCACACUGCGCCAGACGCGCCACACAAUUAUCUGCUCUGAUGCAACCGCCCCCUGCUGAUAUAUAGAGGUCGGCCUUACAUUUAGAACCUUCGAGAUGCUCUUUGACAUUGCGCAACUAGGGACGUCCAGGAUUACGUGCUGGGGCCGGCGACGAUGUCGGAGAACAUUCAAGAACCGUUCCAUUGACCGACCAGGUGCAGCCAGGUCAUUAGCGCAGGCAGGGCGAGGGUGAAGGGGGGGCAGGCAGGCCGCGUGUCAUCAAGAUAAAGAUAAGGCACGCGCGGCGCUAAUCUGUUUCCGAGAAGAGCAUCGCUCCGUCCCCACUGCGACUGGGCUUGCACGUAACAAUAUAAUUAAAAGUAGCGUAACAACUAACAUAAUUCCAAAGUGAACACAUUUUCGCAUACGGAAAUUUUGUUUUCUCUAUAUUUUGUUUAUGCCACAAAAUUCACCAUGGCUACUGUCCAAUGUAACGGUUAUACGGUUAUAACUAUUACGUUGUUGAAUGUGACACCUCUAUAAAAGUUAAAUUUCACUAGUAUUGUUCACUCUUCAAAGCAAAAAAUAUUGCCAUGGCACUGACCCUUGUUCACUAGAAAAGUAAUCGGAAAACUUUUCUCGGAUUGUUAAAGCUGAUCGUGUAUUUCCUGGUCGUGUAAGCGGCUCCCCUUCAUCUAGUCCCACGACGUUCAGAGUGCUGUCAAAUUCAACACCAUCCCUUUCUCUAACAAAAUUGUGUAAAAUACAACAUGCUUUCACUAUAGUUUCUGCGUUUUCAAUUUUCACGUCCAAUGGCCUGUGAAAGAUACGCCACUUAUUUGUAAGUAUGCCGAAAGUGCAUUCGAUGUAACGUCUGGCUCGUGACAGCCUGUAGUUAAAUAUUUUCUUUUUUGAGUAAGAUUUUUCCCACCAUAAGGCCUCUGCAUGUGAGUUGAAAGAGCAAAUGCUUCGUCACCUACGAAGGUAAAGGGAAGUGGCUCUCCAUUUUCAACUAUUGGCCUAUCACUUGGGAUGUUCAACGUAUUAUCCUUCAUCUUCUGAAACAGCUCACUGUUUUUAUAUAUUGCUGAGUCUGAUGAUUUUCCAUAAGAACCAACAUCAACAAAUAAAAACCUAUAAUUAGAGUCGCAUAAUGCUAACAACACCAUGGAAAAAUAUUUCUUGUAGGAAAAAUAGGUUGACCCACUUUUAGCAGGUUGAAUAAGCCUUACAUGCUUGCCAUCUAUUGCUCCUAAACAGUUUGGGAAAUUUGCACGUGUUCCAAAACCGUCAGCAAUCUUCAGCCAGUCCUCUUGCAUUAACUGCGGGAAACAUGCUUCAUGUAAAAGCCGCCAUAUUGUUUCACACACUUCAAUAACAAUCUUGCGACAUGUGGAAAUUCCACAACGGAAUGUGUAAUGCAAUUCUGUGAACGAACAUCCUGUAGCAAGGUACCUGCAAAAAAAAAAAACACACACACUAAAAAUAUGCACCUUACAUUAUUGUUUUUUU
Messenger RNA from Bacillus rossius redtenbacheri, 8375 nucleotides. RefSeq names its product F-box/WD repeat-containing protein 2-like. NCBI's taxonomy places the organism in Eukaryota, Metazoa, Arthropoda, Insecta, Phasmatodea, Bacillidae. The transcript has 8 exons. Bases 217 to 1755 code for a protein of 512 amino acids. The record is from RefSeq and is a predicted model, not a curated record. Gene Ontology annotation, molecular function: protein binding.